AUGCGGGAAGUCAAUUUUAGUAUUCCCAAUGUGAAUAAGGCCUCGGUCAACAUCACCACCACGCUCUAUGACCGUCGUGCCCUUGAUUGCACAUCGACUUUACCGCUCAUCAACUCUCUCAACCAUCUUGCAUACCUCACAACCUCUUCCGCCCGGAUUCGAGAUAUCCUCACCGUCGAUGGCGGCAUCGAGCGACUGGUAUGCAUCCUCAAAGAGGGUCGGAGCAAGGAUUUAUUGGAAAUGUGGAAAUGGAGCCUCGCCUUCCAAUGCGUUGUCAACAUCGGCGUGCGGGGCUCUGAGGGUGUGAGGACAAGAGUGGUAGAAGCGGACAUGGUCCCCGUCAUUGCCACCAUUCUGAACAACUACAUCAAGGUGGUGGACAAAGUGCGAUCGCGCAGCGAUCUUGAUUCCGAGAAGCAGGCGUCUUCUAAGCAGUCAAAGCCCAGCAACCAAGACGUCUCCGCUCGUUUCACCCCUAUGGAUGCAGAUACCCAGACCGAGUCGCACCCACAGGUCGAGUCGCAUCAACCGCGUCGACAAGCCCCUCCGCCGAGUAUCGAAAUCCCCCGACCUUUCUACCAAGACAGCCAACCUACCGACUCCGAUGCCAUGGAUAUCACAUCCCCUCCUCGUGUCCCUAUGACAUCCCCCCCAGAGCGCAGUACAUUUGGCCCAGAAGUCCAUAACCACCGGUUGAACGAUAGGCGGUUCCUACGUGCCAGCAAUCGCCUACGGUCAAUGCAACCUCUUGCCACAGCGGUUCCUUCCAUGGACACCACGGAUGGAUUCGGCCUACGUCCUGUCCGGGACGCCGAGCGUCUUCCUAGCAUGCUUCCCAGUCUGCAAACUGGCAUCGUCUCACAACCCGACUCUCCGACCACCCCGAGUGGCCCCCUCCACUCACAACCUCGCAGCCUUCCUCAAACAAUUGCCGCUCGACAACGCCCUUUGAUCCGCCAGCAGCAGUCGGCGUCCGGUGAAUCGGAUGAUGCCAACGGCGAAGACUCGACCAUGGGAGAUGAUAGCGCUAUGGGACAGCCCGCCGAAACCAUCGUUGGACUCCCGACCCGGAUGGAACUUGACAGUGUUAACGAGCGGGAAACAACGAUGCUAGACGAUGUCUCUAACACCCAUGAUCUGACCGUCACUGAUCCCUCUGAGGAAGGCGGUCCGGAGGUGGAGACUUUCAACAUCACUCAUCGUUCGACUGUCGACGGCAGCAUCAUCAAUACCGGCAACACACAGGCCAACGGUGGACUCGGUCUCUCUCCGGCCCAAGCCGCCAACAAUCCUAAUUCUCCUACUCUCCCCCCCAGCCCCUACGCUAUUUACCUUCGUGACCGUCCCGCAGCCCAAGGAGUCUUGACAGCCAUGCCUCGUGAUGAGGAUGUCCUGAUGUCCCUUCAGCUACUAGCAUAUGUCUCUAAAUACUGCAACCUCCGAUCAUACUUCCAGUCAUCCCACCUUGUCCCCAAGUUGAAGAUUGAUCGCGAACUCCACCUUUUAGAUGAGGACCCCGAUCUCUCUUCGCCAAUUGAGGCGUGUGAGGAGGAAGACGAGUACUUGAUUCCCGAUGAUGUCAACAUCUUCCCCCUUGUGGAGAAGUUUACUGUUCGGCAUCACACUAAGGACAUGCAAUACUGGGCGUGCGUGGUCAUGAGAAACCUCUGCCGUAAGGAUGAGGCGAGAGGUGGCAUCCGCCAAUGCGCCUAUUACAAGUGUGGCAAGUGGGAAGAGUUCCAGCGUCAGUUCGCCAAGUGUCGGCGUUGCCGUCGCACCAAGUACUGCAGCAAAGAUUGCCAGAAAUCCGCGUGGGUAUACCACCGGCACUGGUGCCAUACGACCCCUUGA
This is a messenger RNA of Penicillium expansum, 1851 nucleotides long. It is a transcript of the gene samB, whose product is annotated as MYND-type zinc finger protein MUB1. Gene Ontology annotation, cellular component: MUB1-RAD6-UBR2 ubiquitin ligase complex. The record is from RefSeq and is a predicted model, not a curated record. NCBI's taxonomy places the organism in Eukaryota, Fungi, Ascomycota, Eurotiomycetes, Eurotiales, Aspergillaceae. Gene Ontology annotation, biological process: ubiquitin-dependent protein catabolic process; establishment or maintenance of cell polarity. The transcript has a single exon. The coding region runs from base 1 to 1851 and encodes 616 amino acids.